AUGAACAACGGCGGCCACAUGCAUGGAAUGGCUAUACGGCCGCCGAGCAAUGGCACAGGAGGUGGCAAGGUGACGAUGAACCAUCGUCACAUGAUGAUGCACACGGCGUUUUUCUGGGGAAAGAAUACUGAGAUUCUCUUCUCAAGUUGGCCUGGAUACAAUAAUUUGGGCAUGUACAUUUUGGGACUUGUUUUUAUCUUUUUCAUGGCAAUUUUCUUCGAAUUUCUCUCUCAUAGCAAUUUUAUUAAAGGGGAUAAUAAUGUUGAUCAUGUGAGAGUUGGACUUCUUCAGAUAACUUUGUAUGGUUUGAGAGUUGGCUUAGGUUAUGUUGUUAUGUUGGCUGUUAUGUCUUUUAAUGUUGGUAUUUUCUUGGUUGCUAUUGUUGGACGCUUGUUGUACACGAAGGAUAUGCCUUUUUGUGAAUCGGAGAAUGAAUCAAUCUCACACCCUUUCUUUCAGUACUCUGUCUUAGCAUCAGGGUGGAACAAGCUACUACAAUGGCAGGACAUAUAA
Molecule: messenger RNA, 513 nt
Organism: Solanum verrucosum
Lineage: Eukaryota; Viridiplantae; Streptophyta; Magnoliopsida; Solanales; Solanaceae
Product: copper transporter 6-like
Exons: 2
Coding region: 1-513 (170 amino acids)
Biological process (GO): copper ion transmembrane transport; intracellular copper ion homeostasis
Cellular component (GO): plasma membrane
Molecular function (GO): copper ion transmembrane transporter activity
Source: RefSeq, a predicted model, not a curated record